Messenger RNA from Jatropha curcas, 815 nucleotides. RefSeq names its product voltage-gated hydrogen channel-like protein. Gene Ontology annotation, cellular component: plasma membrane. Gene Ontology annotation, biological process: proton transmembrane transport. The record is from RefSeq and is a predicted model, not a curated record. Lineage: Eukaryota; Viridiplantae; Streptophyta; Magnoliopsida; Malpighiales; Euphorbiaceae. Gene Ontology annotation, molecular function: voltage-gated proton channel activity.
AAAUGAACCUAUCAAAUAAUUCCAUCUCAAAAAUGCAACAAUCUAACCCUGCAUCCAUCAAUUCCAAUAUAUCCAUUGAAUCCAUCGAAUCCUCUGUCCAAACCCUAAUCAAAAGCUGGUACAGAAGGCAAAAAUGGAAGCUUUUCUUCAACCCGACUGACGAACAAAGCCAGAAUACUAUAAACGAAGCAAAAUGGAGAAGAAGCAUGACGAAAUUUCUUGAAUCAACGCCCGUUCGCGCUAUUUCUGUCUUUCUCCUUCUUCUAGAUCUCAUUUUAACCGUUCUGGAACUUUCCUCGUCUUUACUUUCUUGCUCGCCGCAAAAGAAUACAAUAGAAAAGCAAGUUUGGUACCAUUGGGUAGGAAUUGCUAUACUAAGCCUGCUUUCUGCUAAGGCAAUAGCACUUGCGGUGGCACUAGGCGGUUCUUUCUUCAGGCGGCCUGGUUAUGUCGUCGAUGGUGUGGUUGUUGGGUUGGCGUUGUUGCUAGAAGCGCUGUUGGAGAAGAAGGGAGGAGCUUUGAUCGUUGUAGUGAGUUUGUGGAGAGUGGUGAGGGUUGUGGAGAGUGCAUUUGAGUUGAGUGAUGAGGCUAUUGAGGCACAAAUUGAAGGGAUAGUUUGUCAAUUUGAGAUACUUCGAGAGGAGAAUGCAAGAUUACUGGAGAUAAUUGCUGAUAAAGAUGUUGUAAUUAAUAAGUUACAAGAAAUGAUAGACAAGUUACAAUCUGAAUGUGAUCAGUGUAGAGAAUAGAUAUAUAGCAAUAACUUACAUUAUUGGAGAAUAAUUGAUGAUCAUAUUUGAAUAUUCAUUUUGAUA